Aegilops tauschii subsp. strangulata is the source of this 1877-nucleotide messenger RNA. The record is from RefSeq and is a predicted model, not a curated record. Lineage: Eukaryota; Viridiplantae; Streptophyta; Magnoliopsida; Poales; Poaceae.
GUCCGCCCCCGCACAGAUAACUCUUUCCGUCGUUCCAAAGCAUUGCCGCCGCCGCCGCCGCCCUUUCUGUCGUUCCGAUCAAGAGAUCUGGCGGCGGCCCCAAUCCAUUCAAGCAGCCAACGCCAGGAACUGCUAACCGCUGCGGCGCGCCGAGCCGGCCGACGUCUCCCUGCCCCACCGCCACUGCAGCGCCUCCCUCCGCCAAGCAGCCGGCGACGCCCAGCAACGCCGGCGAGCACUCCGUGGACAGAAGAGACAGAUCAGUCAUAAUGUGGCCAAGUUCAAAUUAGUUUCCCUAGACCUACUUCUGUUUUGGGCCUUGCAAUUGGCCGAUAUAUAAGAUGCAGGUCUGACCAUUUGUACUGCUCAUAUCCUGGUGUACAAUUAUGAUGUUGAGUUAUGGUCAUCCUUUUUAGUACAUGGAGUGAGUUGAAUAUUCUGAUUCUGUUUUCUGUAUUUUGUUAACCGACUGCAGAGGGAAGGAUGCUACUGGUGAGGAAGUAGUCAAGCCUUAUACUCCAAAUACACUGGAUUUUGAUAUUGGAUACUUUGAGCUUGUUUUAAAGGAAGACAUGGCCGAUGCAAGUGCAGAGUGUUUGGAUGAGUACGUAAACAUUGUCAGCAGGAUGUUUCAUAGCGAGGAUGAAGGUUUUGAGUUCUAUAACAAGUAUGCUCUUGAGAAAGGCUUUAGUGUGAGAAAAGGCUAUGUUGAGUGGGAUGAAGCGAACGAGAAGAUAAUUCUGAGGAAACUUGUCUGUAGUCGUGAAUGUUGCCGUGAAGAGAAGCACAUGAAGAGGAAGAGAGAAGAUAGGAAGAGGAAGCCACGGAAUAUCACUCGUGUGGGGUGUAAAGCGAAAUUUGUCAUUGCAAGAGUCGCGAAAACAGGGCGGUGGUUUGUGAAGGAUUUCAUCGAUGAACACAACCAUCCUCUGGCCCCACGAGACCUUGCUUGCUUUUUGCGUUCCCACAGAAGAAUCAGCGACGAGCAGAAAGCGGACAUUAUAGAGAUGGAAAGUGUUGGAAUCCGGAAACACAAAAUCAUGGAUGUGUUGUGCAUGCAGUACGGUGGAUAUGACCAUGUUGGAUGCAUGACGAGGGACAUCUAUAACUUCUGUCAUCGCUACAAGCAGGAAACAGUCGCUGCCGGUGAUGCUCAGACGGUGAUCUGUCACAUGAUGGCGCGGCAAGAGAGAGACCCAGAUUAUUUCUUCAAAUACUUGGUUGAUAAAGAUGGGCAUCUGAAGGGAUUGUUCUGGUCCGAUACUCAAUCCCGCCUUGACUACGAGGCUUUCGGCGAUGUUGUGGUUUUUGAUAGCACAUACAGGACCAAUAAGUACAAUCUGCCGUUUGUGCCGUUUGUCGGGUUGAAUCACCACCGCAGCACAGUUAUCUUUGGAUGCGGGAUCAUUUCUCAUGAAACUAACGAGGCGUACGAGUGGAUGUUGCGGACAUUUUCUGAAGCCAUGUCGCAGAAGCAUCCGAUAUCUAUAAUCACUGACGGGGACCUUGCAAUGCAGAGAGCGAUCAGGGUGGUGUGGCCUGACUCAUACCACAGGCUGUGUGUAUGGCACAUUCAGCAAAACAUCGUACGCCAUCUGCAUGAUGAUGAGGUUAGGGAAGAAUUCAGAUCUUUCAUAUAUGACUCGUCUUCUAUUGAAGAGCAUGAGAGAAAAUGGAUAGAGUUCUUACGAAGGAAUGAAGUGACAAGUGAGGAGUCGUGGCUGCAUCAGAUGUAUCAGAUGAGGAAGUUGUGGUGUGCUCCAUACCUGGUGGGGCGCUGUUUCUUAGGAUUGAGCAGCAAUCAGCAGAGUGAGAGCCUAAACUCCGUGCUACAUACACAUCUUGAGGUUGGUCAGAUGGAGCAUAAGUGUUGUUAG